UAAUGGAUCAUGUUGCUUAUAUUUUAUGGACUACUGAGAGUCAAGUCACUAUUUUCUUCAUGGAUAUGCUCGGUGAUUUGAUGAAUCAUAUUGCUUAUAUUCCAUGAACUGCUAAGAUUCAAUUCGAGCAUCGUCCAGUUUACUUCAUGGAUAUGCUCGGUGAUUUGAUCAAUCAUGUUGCUUAUAUUCCACGAACCUCUGAGAUUUAAUUCUAACAUCGUCCAGUUUACUUUCAUGGAUAUGCUCGGGUUUGGUCGGAGCUCACGCCCUACGUACAGCCGUGACCCGCUGCAGGCUGAGCAGGAGCUGGUGGAGAGUAUCGAGGCCUGGAGGAAGGUGGUUGGGCUGGAGCGCUUCAUGCUGCUGGGACACUCGCUCGGGGCCUACUUGGCCACCGUGUACGCCUUCAAGUACCCGGACAGGAUUGUUGAACCGUAUAGCGCUCCCGUAGAAUGGUACGACUCCUGCUACGACCGUACUUCUAUCGCCCUUCUGCAGCCGUAUCACCAGCGGAUGGGUCGCAGCUGUGUAGCCGGUCGUCCCGGCUAG
This is a messenger RNA of Hyalella azteca, 549 nucleotides long. Its product is annotated as (Lyso)-N-acylphosphatidylethanolamine lipase. The record is from RefSeq and is a predicted model, not a curated record. Bases 175 to 549 code for a protein of 124 amino acids. The transcript has 3 exons. Lineage: Eukaryota; Metazoa; Arthropoda; Malacostraca; Amphipoda; Hyalellidae.